Messenger RNA from Phycomyces blakesleeanus NRRL 1555(-), 699 nucleotides. RefSeq lists its product as hypothetical. The record is from RefSeq and is a predicted model, not a curated record. The transcript is spliced from 2 exons. Bases 1 to 699 code for a protein of 232 amino acids. Lineage: Eukaryota; Fungi; Mucoromycota; Mucoromycetes; Mucorales; Phycomycetaceae.
AUGUAUACAAAAGGCUUUAUAAAUUUGGAAACUCUUCUUCGUCUACCAUCCCCUACUGAAGAAGAAUGCGAAUAUUUGUUUACACUAUGGAGUUAUGAUAAUUUCUUAGAAUAUAGCCAUAACCGACCUAUGCCCGAUGAUGACAAGAUAUCAAACACUCUAUUACUUGUGCAAAACAUCCUUUUUUUAAAGCGUACAUCGUUCAAGCACAACUCUCAAAACUCUUACGAGAAUAAAAACCCGCCUGUAGUCCACAGAAUAUAUGAGAAAAAAGGACCUUACGUAAUUCGACUAACAAUUGAGAUAAACAACAAUUUAAAAAGCCCUUCCGAGAGAGUAUUUAAAAUUCCUAGCAGAUGGGUCCUCUACUACCUACGCCGAGAUUCGAGGCCGGAACGAAAAGCGACACCGAGAUCAACACUGGAACAAGAACCAUUGUCAGUACGAAGUUCGUUGAGCAUGGUUACUCCACUUAACACAAUAUCAAUUUUUGAUUUAGUACCGCAAAAUCCAUCUGUCGGUAUCUCUGUUCAAGAGGAAGGUGACAAAGUUCAAGAAAUAAUCACAAGCACUGAAGAGUGGGAAACAACCUCAUCAAAGGCUGCGCUCAAACGAAAACUAACCGAUAUACUUGAGGCCGAUAUCUUGAGCAAGGAACGUAGUGAUUACUCUAGCAAAAAAAGAAGACGUCUUGAUUGA